This is a messenger RNA of Eleginops maclovinus (Patagonian blennie), 2251 nucleotides long. It is a transcript of the gene nfic, whose product is annotated as nuclear factor I/C. Gene Ontology annotation, cellular component: nucleus. Gene Ontology annotation, molecular function: DNA-binding transcription factor activity, RNA polymerase II-specific; RNA polymerase II cis-regulatory region sequence-specific DNA binding. The record is from RefSeq and is a predicted model, not a curated record. Lineage: Eukaryota; Metazoa; Chordata; Actinopteri; Perciformes; Eleginopidae. Gene Ontology annotation, biological process: regulation of transcription by RNA polymerase II. The transcript has 13 exons. Bases 283 to 1815 code for a protein of 510 amino acids.
UGAUUAUAAUUCAGAACUUUCUCUCGGUGUGUUUCUCCCUGCGGAGCCUUUUUCCGGAGCCUCAACUUUUCUGGCGUGUCAUCAUUUCUGGAGUUAACGCGGCAGAGUCAUCCGAGGCGAACAGAGCCAGCUCAUAUGUGGGGAGAGAGAAGAGCCAGGGGAGGAGGGCAGGAAGCGCAGAGCCGGGGGUAGCCUGCUGCUGCUGCCCGCUGCUGCUGCCUCUGCCGCGGCACACAGAAAUGGCGAGCCUCAGGAUGUUUGUGCUCUGAUCUGCUCAUCAACAUGAUGUUUUCUCCUCUCUCGCUGUCUCAGGAUGAGUUCCAUCCAUUCAUUGAGGCUCUGCUGCCCCAGGUCCGUGCCUUUGCCUACACAUGGUUCAACCUCCAGGCCAGAAAAAGGAAGUACUUCAAAAAACAUGAAAAAAGGAUGACUAAAGAAGAGGAGAGAGCAGUGAAAGACGAACUGCUCGGGGAGAAGGCAGAGGUCAAACAGAAGUGGGCCAGCCGUCUUUUGGCCAAGCUCAGAAAGGACAUUAGACCUGAAUGCAGAGAAGACUUUGUCCUGUCAAUCACUGGGAAGAAAGCUGCGUGCUGUGUCCUGUCCAAUCCGGACCAGAAAGGCAAAAUGAGACGCAUAGAUUGUCUCCGACAAGCUGACAAGGUGUGGAGGUUGGACCUGGUGAUGGUCAUCCUGUUUAAAGGAAUCCCGUUGGAAAGCACAGAUGGAGAGCGGCUGGUGAAGGGAGGCCAGUGCUCCAAUCCAAUCCUUUGCGUCCAGCCGAGACACAUCUCUGUCUCCGUCAAAGAGCUGGACCUCUACCUCGCUUACUACGUACAGGAGAGAGAGGCAGAGCAGAGCAGCAGUCCCAGUCGAACAGGAGUGGGUUCUGAUCAGGAGGACAGCCGAACCACCACCAUGGAGGGUCCAGAGUUCCAGGACAGUUUUGUGACAUCAGGAGUGUUCAGUGUCACUGAGCUCGUCCAGGUGUCAAGAACUCCAGUAGUCACAGGAGUUGGACCUAGUUUCUCUAUGGGGGAGCUCCAGGGUCAUCUGGCCUACGAUCUGAACCAGUCUGUCAACCAGCCAGUCAGCCUCAGACGAUCACUGGCCAGCACCUCGUCCAGCGGGAGUAAGCGCCAUAAGUCUGGCUCUAUGGAGGAAGAGGCUGACAGUCCUGGGGGGGAAUACUACCACUCCCCUUCUUCUCCUGCCAGCAGCUCCAGGAACUGGACCGAUGACAUGGAAGGAGGUCUAUCUCCACCAGUGAAGAAGGCAGAGCUGGACAGCCCCUCCCCCCAGGAAGACUCACCAAGAAUGGGUUCCUUCACUCAGCACCAUCGGCCAGUCAUAGCUGUUCACAGUGGUCUGUCACGGAGUCCCCACCCCUCCUCCUCUAUACAUUUCCCACCCUCCUCCUACUUCCCCCACGGAGCAAUCCGCUAUCCUCCUCACCUGACCCAGGACCCCCUCAAGGAUCUGGUGUCAUUGGCCUGCGACCCAGCCAAUCAAACUCCCAGCUCACUGAAUGGCAGCAACCAGGUUAAAGUGCCCAGUCACUACAUCACCUCUCAGAUGUUGGCACCGACUGGACCAGCACCCUCCCUGGCUCCUCCCCCAUCCUCCCUCCCCAGGCCGACCCUGCCUGCGGAGUCGAAGGCUACCACCACCUCCUCUGAUGGGGGAGCAAACUCCCCCACAUCACCCACAUACUCGGCCCCUGGGACACCCCCUGCCAAUCGCACCUCCUUCGUUGGAGUCACCCCCCGAGACCCAGGUGGACUCUACCAAGCCCAGUCUUGGUAUCUGGGCAACUGAUGGACCCGUGGAGGAGAGACGCUUGUCCUGGCAGUACGAUCCUGGAGGAGAGCAAACAAUGCUGUCAAGACAUCACAAGAGGGAAAAUAUAUUCAUCUUUGUAGAAGCAUACGCAUAUAUAAAUACAGUAUAUUUACAUAUGCGUAUGGACUCAGAAGAGAUAGCCUGGAUUGAAGAAGAAGCUGCUCUCACUCACAGCAAUGUGACACUCAAUGGUUCUCACCGAGUUCCAAGUGAAAGAAAUGGAGUGAUGCGGAUGAACUGGACCAGAACCAGGCCUCCAAACAGCAGAUCCUAAGAAGCCUGUUCCCAGGAUGAGGCCUGUUUCCCUGCAAUGGAUGUCAGCCUUUACCCCUGAACCCUGGCUCUCUCUACACUAAACCCAGUACAGGGCCUCCUCCCUGGGACAGAUAGACCUCAUCCCCCCCCCCCCCCC